CUGGCCUUGUUAAGCUUGAGACAUUAGUGUAGGACGGCCACAAUAUGGGUUCCAAAUCUUUGUAAGACAAGGUGAUGCAGCUUAGCAUGGUGACCCUAUUGGCCUUUGUAAAGAUUUUGCCAUUAAUGUAUUAUACAUGUACAGAUUGUUUCCUUUUGUUUUGUUUGAUUUUUAAUUGUUUGAAAUGGCUUUGUUCAUUCAUUUGUUAGCAAUGAGGAAUUUUAAAGGGACUCGUGUGGUCCGGGGACCUGAUUGGAACUUCCCUGAUGCUGAUGGAGGUGACGGUCAUGUAGGAACAGUAACUGAGGUGGAUUUCAAUGAAGAGACCGUGAUGGUUGUGUGGGAUGUUGGUGGAGAACUGGACUACCCUUGUACAGAAGGCAAAUUUUACCUACAGAUUUUGGAUAAUGCACCAACAGGUGUUAUCCAUAAAGAUGUAAGCUGCACUGUCUGCAAGAGAAGUGAAAUUCCAGGGAUGAGAUGGGUGUGCUUACAGUGUAAAAAUAUCAACCUAUGCUCUCUAUGCUACAUGACUGGAAAGCAUGAUACUGGUCAUGAUUUUGGAAGAGUUGAUAUACCAAAUUCCUCAAUAGUAAAGGUUGGAAAAAGAAAAAAAACCACAACGAAAAAAUCAAGAGGGCUUUUCCCAAAAGCAAAGGUUCAGAGAGGGGCACACUGGAAAUGGGGAGACACUAAUGGUGGAGAGGAGGUUCAUGGAGUGGUACAGGACGUAUGUGACUGGGGACCCAGUAGUUAUCGUGGUGCUGUCAGGGUGUGCUGGGAGAACAGACACCACACGGUGGAGCGGUACAGAGUGGGGGGCGAUGGAGAGGUGGAUCUCAUGGCCUUACAGGCUGCAGAGGGAUACAUAUACUACUCAGACCAUCUUCCUAAUGUUGAUCUUGAAAACUUGCAUUCGGGGGACUACAAAAUUGGUGACAAAGUGCGAAUAGAUCUUAGUGCAUCUGAACUCAAAGUCUUGCAAUCAUCCAGUGAUAUUGGUUGGCUAGAACAGAUGGCAUAUAGUGUGAACAACACUGGGACUGUGAUUCACAUACCAACUACAAGUCAAGCAAGGGUCCAGUACCAAAAUGGACACCUGUUCACCUUCCCGAAAUUUGUUCUGACAAGAUUUCACCGACUAGAAAUGGGGGAUCUUGUUCGAGUCAUGAGGGACAAAACCAUAGCAUUUCGGCUUCAGCAAGGACAUGGUGGCUGGUCAAAAAAUCAAGACCUGACACUGGGUAAGCUGGGGAGGAUCGUGCACAUUGAUGAUGAUGGCGACGUGUCAGUGGUUGUGGGAGACAGUCAGCAUCUGUUCAGCCCAGUAUGUCUUGAUGUGGUGGAUCCCAAUUCUCUCUCAACGAGGGAAAAAGUGCCCGCCAUUCCUAACAAUCUCCACUCCAUCAAAUUGUUUGACUGUGAGUUAAGAAGACCCAGUAACACUGAUGUACUGCCUCUGUUAACAUCUGUUGUAAAGGCCGCAGCGAAAGGGAACCUGGACAUCGUGAAACAGAUUCUGGAGGCGGACAGAAGCAAGGUAAACACGGCUGAGAAUGGGGUGACUGGCUUACAGAUAGCCAGCCACAAGGGCUAUGAGAAGGUUGUCAAACUGUUGUUGGAGAGGGGAGCUGAUAUCAACAAAGCAGAUGCAGAUGGCAACACCCCACUCCACAUUGCUGUUCAUGGAGGGAAGACAGCUGUAAUAAAACUUUUACUGGAUCAAAAAGCAGACUCUUCCAUACGUAACAAGUGUGGUCAGACAGCCUUACAUCUGGCCAUCGCUAGGGAACAGAUAGAGAGUAUAAAGGCAUUGGUUAUAUCCAGCUGUGAUGUACAUGUCAAGGACAGUAAUGGUGACACAGCAGUCCAUGCAGCUAUAAGUACUGGACAGGAGAAGCUAUUCAGUGCAGUACUUAGUGCACACCAAGUGAAAUUUCAGACAGAAAACACCACAGGAUAUGACAUGCUUCAAUGGGCAGUGUUCAAAAACUUCAAAAGUGCUGUUGAGGUGAUUUUGACAAGGUGUAGCCACAGUUUGUCUGAUCUAGUCAACAGAAGGAUGUCUGUUACCCAGUUCACAGCUCUCCAUAUAGCAUCUUCUCAUAACUCUAGAGAAUGUGCCCACCUACUUAUAACCAAGGGUGGAAUGAAAUUAGAUAUGGUGGACAAUAAGAAACAAACACCUCUCCAUAUUGCUGCAGAUCGUGGAUAUCUGACAAUGGUUGAACUCCUGUUAGAAUUUGAUUUGAAGGUAAAUGCCCAAGACAGAAAUGGAAAUUGUCCUCUUCACUUGGCUCAGAUGCAAAACAGUAGAAGUGCAUCAGCGGGACAAGAGGGAAGCAAGACAAAUAGCUAUGUACUGAUAGCAUGUCUUCUGGUGGAACAUGGUGCAGAACUAGGCAUAAAAAAUAAGGAGGGCAAAACUCCAUUAGAUUUCACCAAUCAACAUUCGAGGCUGUUUUUAGAGAGAAUUUCAAAAGCAGCUAAAGAACAAAGGGCAGCUAACUCAGGGGGAAGUAUAUCCCAUCCGCUCCACUGGUCAAACAUGGAGAAUGGAAGCUUUGAAUUGGUCUCCUUGGAUUGUGAGAAGAUUGAAGAAAAAGCUGAGUUUUCUAAUGUGUCAUCCAUAUUAAUAGAAGGACUGCCUAAUGCUGAUGUGAAAGAGGUCAUCCGAGUGCAGAAUGCACAUCUAUGGCAGUUGUUUUCUGUAAAAAAGAAAAUGUUUACCAGUAAGUAUGGAAGAGGUAAUGAAAAUGAGGUCAGACUGCUUCAUGGAACCAAAUCGAAGACUGCAUUUAAAAUAUGUAAGGAGAAUUUUGACAUUAGAAUUGCAGGUGAGAAUCUUAGCCCCAUGUAUGGGCAUGGGGUGUACUUCGCCACGGAGUCUUCCCUCUCUGAUCACUACAGCUCAGAGGAGGAGAGUGAUGGACUGAAAUACGUGUUAAUGGCUCGUGUCCUGGCAGGGAAGAUGGGGUAUGGAAAACCAGAUUUACGGAAACCUCCAGACGACUGCGACUGUGUGGUAGACUACCCAUCCAAGCCUCGGAUUUACUGCAUUUUUGACUACAAUCAGCUAUAUCCAGAAUAUGUUAUAAAAUAUAAACUAGAUACUACCAAGUAAAAGACUGGCACUAUGUGACUCUGAUAGGAAGUAUGUCACAAAAUCUGCACAUGAUUGCAGCGUCGUGGGUAGACUAACUGUAGGAACACCAUUCCAAUACUCCGGAUUUACCACUGUGUUAAACUUCCAUGUUGAUAUGAAAUACAUGAUAUAGUUCAAUCUUGCUUUCUCAAAGCUAUUUUAAAUAUUAUUUUGUCUGAGAGAGAGAGAGUAUAUGUAAGUUUUUAUGGGAAGGAGAUUGACAUUCCCACAAUGAAAUAACCCUCACUAACAUCAUUGACUCGCGAGGCCACUAGAACCUAUAGGAAGAUAUGCUGAAUCUUUUAAUGCCCCCCAGAAAUGGAAGAUAGAGGUAGAUCUAUAUUGUGUUGCCUUUCUGUCUGUGUUUAACCUUUAUUUUGACUUUUGAAGCACAUGUUUCAUAGUUGCAGAGACAUUGGCUUGGAUUGUCGUUGGCAUCAUGGUAUCAAAGGAUGUUGCUUUUGGUAGAUAAAAAUUUUGAAUAGGUAUUUGGUAUUUGCGCCACUUUUAAAGAGGUUGGCCCACAAAAACAAACAAUGGAGUUUUCUAUCUUAAAAUCCAUAUCCAAAAAAAAAAAAAAAAAUAUAUAAAUAAAUAAAAAUAAAAACGUAUCUAUAUGCUACUGUACCUAUGAAGGUUUUGGGAGUUCUAAUCAGAGACGAACGAUGUGAUGAAAGCUUUGUGUUUUAGUUUUAAACAACAUGUACAUACAUCUAUAUGUAGUUCUCUACACUUUCCAUUUGUUUCUCAAAUAUAUUUGUUUCAUCCCAAAUCAUAGCUAGUUCGUAGAACUGUGCAAUAUACCAAGGUCAUCACACACUGUUAGCAUGAAUGUAUUGUAAAGGACUUCUUGUAGGUCCCUUCACAUCCUCAUAUACAUGUAUUUGUAAUAACGCACGUCCCAGAAAAAGGUUCACCAAACAAUAGAAUCUUAAAUGACAAAUAGAGUUAUUUCCAAUUAUUAGCACCAUAUAACCAUAUGUGUUUGUUUUACAAACUGAUAGGUAAAGAUGUAUUAAUAUAAGUUGUUUUCUUUUGUGUAUGUAAAUGAGCAUGCUAGGCACCGUCUUUGCUAACCGAGGGUUUUCUGUCCUCUUCGCUUCCCAUAGAGCGGAGUGGACCGAAAACCCAUGGCAGCAAAGAUGGGUAGGCACUAUUUGGACUUGCCUGUUUCCCAGGCCCUCCCAUUGCUAUAACCAGGGACUAUAUAUGGACUAGAGGGGUUGAAGGGUGAGGUAUACUCCAGAAUACGCGAUAGUAAAUUUAGUGAAAUCAAUAUCAAAUUAAAAAGAAACAGCGGAAUUUCUUUGAUAUACACAGUAAUUAAUUUUGUUUGAAAAAGUUCAACUCCCAGGGGUACUUUCUGUACUUGGAUUAUGACAAAGCUCUGACGGAAAAAAAACCCAACCAUGGUGACUGUAAGCACGCUGGUGUUGUAUUAUGCAAGGUGUACCUGUAAUGAUACGAGUUCGAAGCCUACUUCUGUUUGUUUUAUCUAUUAAAUGCUGUCAGCGACACAGACUCAACACAAAACUGUUCUUUAGGGGAGGGGACGUUAUAAGUUAAUUGUGUCCAAUCUAAAGUUCAAUGAUCUUUAAAGGGACUUUACUGCUUGUGUGAUGUGUAACAGAUAUCUGUUGAAUUGCAAUGGCAAUUAUUGGUACUCAGCUGAAGCCAAUUAUUAUAAAAUUCAUGCAUGGUUUGAGUUACUGUUGGAGAUAGAUACACCUGAAACUUAGGAGUCACUGCACAAUGACUUGCUGCCCAAAAGAUCGAGGAUUGCUCCUCUUUUGCAGUUCGUUAGAAAACAAUUUUUGAGAUUCCCAGAAUUUCAAAACAAAAACGAACAAGCAAAAAAAAAAAAAAAAAACUCAAAUGUUAUCCCGGGAGCGGCCCCCAAUACCCUAUUUUUUGCAGUCUGUUUCAGACAGAUGUGGAACUUCAGCUAUGUACUCCCGUUUGUUAUAUACUGGAUUCAGAUACACAUGACGGCAAAAGUUUUAUUCAACAUCACAUAUAAAACAUUCCUAGAUUUCUCAUCUCUUUUCCUAUAUAUCGGGUUUUUUUUUUAAAUUACAAUUAUAAGUUAAGGGUUUUCGCGUAUUUCUAUGUGUAACUGAUUUUAAAAGUUCUUAGGAGUGUAAAUGGCAUACAUUUUGGGAUACACAGAUUGCUUAAGCGUCCCAACAUACAGAACCUGUGUCCGAUCAAAUUAAAGGUCAGUGAUCAAUGAGAUUUUAAUGUUUGCCUGAUGUGCAACAGAUAUAAUUUAGGCUAACAUCGACACUGGCAAUCCUGAACACAAGUUACAGGCACGCCAACUGCAUUCAUUUAAAUGUAUUUCUUUUAUUUACUAUGUGGCAAAUUUAUUAAUUUUGGAUGCACGAUUUGAUUACUUUUAUAUCGUUUCUAUGUGCUUGAUCGCAAAUCACGUAAUUUUAUUGUUAACUGGAUUUAUUACAGCUACUGAAAGUUGCAAAUGUAUUUAGAGAAUCUGCAUUAAUUGGGUAUAAGUCGGUAUGAAGCGAUAAAAUGAGAACUCCCCGCCCCAAAUUCUAAGCACAUCAUCGUCCCGCAAUAAAUAUAUCACACACGCACUGUCCUGUCUUUGUGGGAUCCAGCUUGGGUUUUUUUCCCCCCGGAGCUUGCAAUUGUAGUAUAGCAAUAUACACAGAUUUUUAAUUAUUUAAAUGUAUUUGAUGAUCUAUUUUAUA
This is a messenger RNA of Ostrea edulis (European flat oyster), 5859 nucleotides long. Its product is annotated as E3 ubiquitin-protein ligase MIB2-like. The transcript has 19 exons. Bases 185 to 3124 code for a protein of 979 amino acids. NCBI's taxonomy places the organism in Eukaryota, Metazoa, Mollusca, Bivalvia, Ostreida, Ostreidae. The record is from RefSeq and is a predicted model, not a curated record. Gene Ontology annotation, biological process: protein ubiquitination. Gene Ontology annotation, cellular component: cytoplasm. Gene Ontology annotation, molecular function: protein binding; zinc ion binding; ubiquitin-protein transferase activity.